AUGGCAUCGCUGAACACGGAGCUCGCGCUUGUGAAACGAUUUCACAUGCUGAGCAAAAACUACGAUAAUCGUCCGGUGGUUGCACGCCGCAGUACACUUCCGGCGUUGGUCCGCUUUCUAGGGAGCAAAGACAGAGAGACGCGACAGUACUCUCUCGACGCUCUAUAUCUCUUGGCACAACAUCCCGAGAACGUGGAGCUGUUGGCGGAGGAGCGUGCGCUCGUACAGGAGGUAUUUAAGGUUUACAAGGAUGCCCAAUACGACGAUCCAGAGCUUUACGAAUUGGCAAAUCAACUUCUUGACCUACUAGAGCCUGCUCUGCAGGGCCGGGACCCCAGAAGGGAGGAGGCACCCAAAAUGAAAGAAACGGGUUCUAGCGGCAGCAAUGAUCGCAUGGAUGACGAUGCGGCGAAUGAAAACUCGAUAAAACGGCGUUCGCGUGCUGCGCGCGUCUUACGAGGCGUUGGAUUAGAUGCGAUUCACACCGUUGAGCUCGAUAUACCCGCCCUUGACCCCCGAAAUGGGGAUGAUCUCUCACUCGUGGAGGAUAUUUUUCAAUCCACACGUGGUGUUUUGUCGUUUUCCAUCUUUUUAGAACAGAGACGGGCGCGAUUGUUUAUAACAUGUGAAACCCGGGCACUCCAACAGGUUCUUUCGGACGCUGGUUUUGAGUCAAUUGUGGUACGGGAUGAAGUGGUUAGCCAGGAAAUCUUCGGUGGCGAUGGAGGCAGUCACUUGAGCAGCAAUCGUAGUUACUACGGCGGAGAGACUCCAUCGAAGCGGCCCUCGUAUCUAGAGAGUUUGACCAACACCAUUUAUGAAACGGCGCUGGUGUUGGCUGGCGGCGGCAGUAAAGACGACACACUCUCCGGCCGCGUGAGGCGUCAGCAGGACCGUGAGCAACGAGGGAGCUCCGCCUGGGACCAUGCGAAAAAGGCAUUGUCGAAAUGGUGGUGA
Trypanosoma cruzi is the source of this 957-nucleotide messenger RNA. RefSeq lists its product as uncharacterized. Bases 1 to 957 code for a protein of 318 amino acids. The transcript has a single exon. Lineage: Eukaryota; Euglenozoa; Kinetoplastea; Trypanosomatida; Trypanosomatidae. The record is from RefSeq and is a predicted model, not a curated record.